Epinephelus lanceolatus (giant grouper) is the source of this 823-nucleotide messenger RNA. Lineage: Eukaryota; Metazoa; Chordata; Actinopteri; Perciformes; Serranidae. The record is from RefSeq and is a predicted model, not a curated record.
CAAGGAGUAAUGAAACACGGGGCACGAGGGAAGAAACAAACACUCAAAUCUGCAUCAACAGAUCUCGGCACCACUGAUGUUGUGGUGAGUCGAGUACUCGAGGUAACGGACCUGCCAGAGGGGAUUUCACGUCCAGAGGCUGAAAAGCUCUUCAACCAGCUGUCGAUGUGCGGUGCCAAGAUCCAGUGGCUGAAGGAGCCCCAGGGAGGGCGAGGAGGAGGCUGCGGCCCCUGUCCUGGUGCAGGGCCUUCUGGGCCGGGAGCCACCGCUGGGCUCGGGGCCAGCGUGGGAGCUGGGGGAGCGAAGGGCGACAGCAACGACCCGGCUCACCUCUACACAGUAGUGGCAGUGUUCCCCAGCACCAUGGCUGCCCAGAGUGCUUCCUUCAAACUUAACAACAGCGGGGCCAGCCUCUUCAAACUGAGGGCCGCCAAAAAGAACUAUGACCUGCGCGUGCUGGAGAGAGCCAGUUCUCAGUGAAAGGAGAAGAGAGGGCGAGGAAAGACAGAAAGUGAAAGAGACAGAAAGAGAGACUCUUGGUGGAGUGGUGGAAAAGGAAGGAGGACUGAGGGGGACUGCUCUUAGUGUACAAUUUAAAAACAAAACAAAAAAAAAUUACUUGAGUUAAAUGAUGUGUCAAAUGUAUAAAAGGGAAGAAGGUGUGAAUCAUGAGGUGGCUGGUGUUUGGUUGCAAAUAUGAUUUUUGUUGUUUGUUUUUAUUCAUUGUUUUUGUUUUGUAUUUAUAUAGCAGAAGAGCACACAAGACACGCGAGCAUGUGUUUCACUGUUGCCGUGGAAUGUGUGCUGCCAUUAUACAAAAACA